AUAAUAUAGAGACUACGUAACUAGUUUUUAAUUUAUAAUUUUCCUAGCGAUGCACAAAUUUACAUACAAACUUAAAUGAUAAUUUAAAUAACGUAUGAUCAGUAUUGUAGUUAACAACUAUAUUUUACAUAAAAAACAUUGCAAUGGAGUAUUACGUUGGAGUUGAUGUUGGAACAGGAAGUGCUCGAGCUGCGUUAUUCGAUUCUGAUGGGAAACUCAUUAAAUUAUUGACUAAUCCUAUUGAAACUUUCAAUAGCAUUCCAGAUUUUUAUGAACAGUCUUCGGAAGAUAUCUGGCAAGCUGUAAAACGAGUUGUCAAGACAGUUGUCCACGAUACUCCAAAAAACCUAAUAAAAGGAAUAGGAUUUGCUGCAACAUGUUCGCUAGUCCUUUGUGAUGAAAACGGACAACCGGUAACUGCCAGUUCAACUGGCGACGACAACCGUAAUGUUAUCCUUUGGCUGGACCACCGCGCUGAAGCAGAAGCUAAUUUCAUCAACAUGAUGGGCCACGACAUGCUAAAAUACGUUGGAGGAAAAGUAUCGUUAGAAAUGGAGAUCCCGAAGAUCAUGUGGGUAAAGAAAAACCUGCCCAAGACAUGGAAUAGAGCAAAAUUAAUUUUCGACUUGCCGGAUUUUUUGACUUGGAAAGCAACUGGCUGUGAGACGAGAUCAUUAUGCUCGCUAGUGUGUAAAUGGAAUUACCAGGUGAAUCCCGAAGGAGAGAAUGGCUGGUGCGAAGAUUUUUUUAACAAGCUCGGACUUGCGUCUCUUAAAGACGAUAAUUGGAAACGAAUAGGAAGUAAAGUGCAGGCUCCUGGUGAACCAGUAGGUAAAGGUUUAUCAUCAAAAGCAGCGACGGAGCUUGGAUUGAAUGAAGGCACGCCCGUUGGAACUUCAAUAAUAGACGCGCAUGCAGGCGGUCUUGGAAUGAUUGGUUGCUCGGCUCCAGGAGUAUCUGAGAGUUUUACUAGCAGACUUGGGCUCAUUUGUGGGACCUCAACUUGUCAUAUGGCAGUUAGCGAGAAAGCUAUCUUUGUUGGAGGAGUCUGGGGGCCUUAUUACAGUGCAAUUGUACCUUCACUUUGGCUAAAUGAAGGAGGUCAAAGUACUACGGGGAAAUUACUUGAUCAUAUUAUUGAUAAUCAUGCUGCUGCAGCAGAAAUUCGGACCAAAAUUUACGGAAAAAUGCAUGUUCAACAAUAUCUUUUGGAUCUUCUUAAAUCCAUGGCCGAGCAAAAUAAUUAUCCAGAUAUUUCUUUUCUUACAAAAGAUUUACACGUCUGGCCAGACUUUCAUGGCAACCGAUCACCACUGGCUGAUCCAACUUUACUGGGAAUGAUUUCCGGACUAUCUUUGUCUUCCAACGAAGAAGAUCUUGCGCUUCUUUAUCUCUCUACUAUGCAAGCUCUCACAUAUGGUACUAAACACAUUCUAGAAGCUUUAACACAAGCGGGUCAUAAAAUAGAAACGAUUUUAAUAUGCGGUGGUCUUAGUCAGAAUCCAUUAUUCGUUCAAACCCAAGCUGAUGUUCUUGGACUUCCGAUUCUUAUUCCUAAAGAACGAGAAUCUGUUCUGUUAGGUGCUGCUAUUCUGGGCUCUUGUGCCGCAAAAUCAUUCCCGUCUGUCAAUAAAGCCAUCAGAGCUAUGGCGGGCUCUGUUAAUGUUGUUAAACCUAAAGUUGUUUCUUAUCAGUAUCACUUAAGAAAGUACAAAGUUUAUAAAAAAAUGGUUGACGAUCAACGUGAAUACAGAAAAAUAAUGAAUGAAACAAUAUAAGUUGAUAAAUGUUAUUUUAAAAACAUUAAAAUUAUAACUUUAUAACGAUUUACAAAUUUUAUAUUUUUUAAUAAGCAAUGUAUGCGCGUUUUUAUAUAAUUCGUGUGUAAUAAUAAUAUGUGCAGUAACGAUUUAAUAAAAUAAAAUAUUUUAAGUAAAA
Messenger RNA from Cotesia glomerata, 1938 nucleotides. Its product is annotated as FGGY carbohydrate kinase domain-containing protein. Bases 144 to 1778 code for a protein of 544 amino acids. Gene Ontology annotation, biological process: carbohydrate metabolic process. Gene Ontology annotation, molecular function: kinase activity; phosphotransferase activity, alcohol group as acceptor. NCBI's taxonomy places the organism in Eukaryota, Metazoa, Arthropoda, Insecta, Hymenoptera, Braconidae. The record is from RefSeq and is a predicted model, not a curated record. The transcript has 7 exons.